Messenger RNA from Spodoptera litura, 1955 nucleotides. RefSeq names its product cyclic GMP-AMP synthase-like receptor. Lineage: Eukaryota; Metazoa; Arthropoda; Insecta; Lepidoptera; Noctuidae. The record is from RefSeq and is a predicted model, not a curated record.
ACCAGUUUGUUAAAAUAUGGAUAUCAAUUGAGGUUCUUUGAUAAUUAAACCCAGUUUCAGAUUAUAGUUGAGGAGUUCCGGGUGUUCGUUGAUUAAAAGAUUUAAACUUUGAGUAUUUUAAUUUCAUACUUAGUGCAUUGAACAUAUUCACAUUCGUAAAAUGAAUAACAACAACAGGAAUAAUAAUAAUAAUAAUAAUCCUGAGGAGAAUGGUGGUGCAAAUCCAUGGGCGAUUGCAGCCGGUAUUGGGCUGGCUGGUGCCAUAGUGGGUGGAACCAUAUCAUAUCUGAUGAGUGGCUCCAAGGAGAAGGAACCAGAGCACCGUAGUCCACAAUCCCCCAGUGUGGAGGAAAGGAUGAUAAGGAAUACGGCCAGUACCAGCAGGUCGAACAGCUCCGAGGAUACUGCCGUAUCUUCGUAUCUUUCCGAUUUGUUAGGAAGGAUGUCUACGUCACGCGGGGGUCCUUUUACAUCUACGAUGAGCAUUGAAGAGUGCCACAACAUUCCUGAAAACCCAGUGAUUACGAAUCUUAACUCGUUGCUGUCCGACAUAUACGUGCGGUACAUAAAGUUGAGCGACUUCGACACUCAUUAUAGAGUGUUUGACACGAUCUUCCAAGCUGUGCACAAGAAGAUGAAGGAAGUCGAUCCCUACUACCAGAAGUAUUCAAGCACGGUCCAGUGUUGUGGCAGUCAUUUCGAUAAUUUACGCAUCGAUAAACCUGACGAAUUUGACAUGGACAUAGUGAUCGGCUUACCUGUUAGUAUCAAGAUCGAUCCUUUCAAUCCUGACUAUAGUGACAUCAUUUUAGAGGCUAAGUCCCCGGGAUACGUCCAGCUAAAGACGGGGGUUCAGUUCCAAAAACUACCAAUGAGGGACAAGGAAGAAUGGUUGAUCAACAAAACUGCGUAUGAAUGGAAAGAUGAUGCCAACUAUCUCUUGCGAUCAAAGUUCUGUGAUUGGUUCAAGAGCGUCGUGAACAAGGCUCUGAAUAAAUUUGAAGUUAGUAGUAAUGGACGACCCGUGUACUACGUGGAAGGAGUGCCGUAUGUCAUUGACAAGUCGGAGUCCGGACCGGCAAUGACGCUUCUGAUUAGCAACUACUCUAGAGACUUCAAAUUGGAUGUAGAUCUGGUGCCGUGCUUCAAGUUCCCGGAGAACCGAUGGCCGAUCAGCAAAUCUUACCGUGACAUACCCCCGCGUUGUAAGAAGGACUACUGGAUGGUGGUCGGCAAGCCAAAUAAGGCGUCGCCGAGUGCGUACGACCAGUCGCGCUCCUGGCGCAUAGCUCUGCACAAUCAGGAGCGCGAGUUGAUGCACCAUUCAUACAACUUGCGACAAGCAAUUCGAUUGAUCAAAAAGCUGCGAGACUCGUUAGGAAUGAAGAAGAUAGCGAGUUACUACAUCAAAACCAUGUUCUACUGGGAGGUUAUAGAAAUCAACAAUCCGGACUAUUGGCAGAAGAGCAGCCCAGCGACAUUGUUCAAGCAGAUGGUAGGGAAACUGCAUCAGGCUUUGGUGGCGAGAAACAUACCUUAUUUUUGGAAUAAGCAGAAUAACCUUAUAGGUUCAGUACCACCACAAACUCUAGCCAACUACGAGGCCAAAUUGAAGCCCUUGUUGGAAAUAUUGGAGCAACCAUCGAAAUACAAACUCGUGGCCCGAUAUUUAUUGACACCGGAAGAAUUCGCCGAUUAUAAUGCAAGGUUCCUUCAUAUCUAAUUUUUACAUUUAUUCAUAUUUCAAUAGACCAUAGAAUACAUAGUAUUGAUAGUAUGUGUGAAGUUUAAACCUCGAACGUGUCACAUGAUUUUGUAAUGAUUUAAUUUUAAUUUACGUAUUUGUAUUUACUUAUGGACCUACGAUAUAACUGUGUACAGUAAAUCUGCACAGUGAAACCGCAAGGUGUAGCCUGCAUAAGACACAAAUCUCCCUCUUGAAUGAUAAUUUAAAA